This is a messenger RNA of Molossus molossus (Pallas's mastiff bat), 939 nucleotides long. Its product is annotated as olfactory receptor 1I1. Gene Ontology annotation, cellular component: membrane. Gene Ontology annotation, molecular function: G protein-coupled receptor activity; olfactory receptor activity. The record is from RefSeq and is a predicted model, not a curated record. The transcript has a single exon. Gene Ontology annotation, biological process: G protein-coupled receptor signaling pathway. Bases 1 to 939 code for a protein of 312 amino acids. NCBI's taxonomy places the organism in Eukaryota, Metazoa, Chordata, Mammalia, Chiroptera, Molossidae.
AUGGAACCAGAAAAUCAAACAGCAGUCUUAGAAUUCCUCCUCCUGAGACUCUCAGAAAAGCCAGAGCAUCAUGCCUUCCUCUUUGGUCUGUUCUUGUCCAUGUACCUGAUCACUGUCUUUGGGAACCUGCUCAUCAUGCUGACCAUCAUCUCAGACUCCCACCUCCACACACCCAUGUACUUCUUCCUCGCCAACCUCUCCCUCAUUGAUGCCUUCUUCUCAUCUACCACUGUCCCCAAGAUGCUGGCAAACCUCUGGUCCCAGAGCCGAGCCAUCCCUUUUGCCGGCUGCCUUGUUCAGAUGUAUGCCUUCCACCUGUUCGGGAACAUGGACAGCUUCCUCUUGGCCAUGAUGGCCAUUGACCGGUUUGUGGCCAUUGUCUACCCUCUGCGCUACUUGGUCAUCAUGAGCCCCCGUGUCUGUGGGCUGCUGGUCGGUGGGCCAUGGCUGAUCUCCAACCUCCAGUCACUCGUGCACACCUGCCUCAUGGCUCAACUGACCUUCUGCGCAGGCUCUGAAAUUCCCCACUUCUUCUGUGACCUCAUGCCCCUGCUGAAGCUCUCCUGCUCCGACACACACACCAACGAGUUGGUGAUCUUUGCUUUUGGCAUCCUCAUGGGCAUCAGCCCACUCGCAUGCAUCCUCAUCUCUUACACCUGCAUCUUCUGGGUGGUCUUCAAGAUCCCUUCUUCUCAGGGCAAAUGGAAAGCCUUCUCCACUUGUGGCUCCCACCUCACUGUGGUGUCACUGUUCUAUGGCACCAUCUUCGCCGUGUACUUGCAGCCCGCAUCUCCGUCUUCCUCCCAGAAGGACAAGGCGGCUGCCCUGAUGUGCGGUGUGGUCAUCCCCAUGCUGAACCCCUUUAUCUACAGUCUAAGGAACAAGGACAUAAAAGCAGCCCUGAGGAAGCUCCUCAGCAGAACCACCUCUCAGUCCUAG